AUGGCGCCCAGUCCACCAGGCCCGGCUCAUCACCGUGGCCGCCCCCGGCUGCUCCGAUUUCGCCCGCCUCCAGCUCCGGCUCCGGCUCCGGCCCCGGCCCCCCCAGCGCCCGGCCCCGGCCCGGCCCCGCUGCCGCCGCCGCCGCUGACAUCAUCGGCUCCCCCCGCCCCGGUCCUACCCCCACCCCCACCCCCGGAAACAGUCCCCCCCCCUCCCCAGCGCCGCCGCCGCCGAGAGAAGGCCGGCGCAGCGCAGCUGACACCGGCACUACGUUCCAGCGUCCGUGGCCUUGGUCGGGCUGAUCGCAUACAAGGAACCACGGGGCGCAAAGCCACCGGGCGGGGGCGGGCCGGGUUGCAGUGCCCCCGUCACAAUGGCUGGAGCUCUGAGGGGCUCAGGGCCCCUGAGUCAGGAGGAUAAGAGGAAGUCCAAGGAAAGAUGGCUGGCAGUCACCCCUACAACAUGCCUGACUUCACCCAGCCAUCGCAGCCCUCUACUCCACCCAGCCUCCCCUCGCACCAGUGCUGUCGGACCUCCGAUACCACCAAGGGCCUGCUUGUGGCCUUGCUGGGUGGGGGCCUGCCCGCUGGCUUCGUGGGCCCCUUCACCCGUAUGGCUUACCAGGCUUCCCACUUGCCCUCUCUGGAGCUGCUUAUCUGUCGAUGCCUCUUCCACCUCCCCACUGCCCUGCUACUUAAGCUGCGUGGUGACCCACUGCUGGGACCUCCUGAUGUCCGGGGGUGGGCCUUCCUUCAUGCCAUGUUCAACAUCAUCAGCAUUGGAUGUGCCUACAGUGCAGUUCAGAUGGUGCCUGCUGGGAACGCUGCCACCGUUCGUAAAGGUUCUUCCACCUUGUGCUCUACCCUCUUCGCACUCUGCCUUGAGAGCCAAGGACUCAGUGGCUAUGACUGGUGUGGCCUGUUGGGUAGCACCUUGGGACUAAUCAUUAUUGUGGGACCUGGACUAGGAACAUUGCAGGAGGGGACCGGGGAUUUCUACACCAUCCUAGGCUAUGUGGUGGCUUUUCUGGGAGGACUGGCCUUGUUCCUGGGGCUGCAGGUCUACCGAACCCUGCACUUCCCCUCCUGCCUGCUGACAGUGCUCUUCCUAUUUGGUUUGGUGGGGCUAAUGGGCUGUGUGCCGGCACUUUUUGUGCUGCAGACCCCUGUGCUACCCAAGGACCCUUUGAGUUGGAGUUGUGUGGGGGUAGUGGGGAUCCUUGCUUUGGUCUCCUUUGUGUGUGUGAGCUAUGCAGUCACCAAAGCAAACCCUGCUCUGGUGUGCGCUGUUUUGCACUCUGAGGUAGUGGUGGCCCUGAUGCUGCAGUACUAUGUGCUCUCUGAGACUGUGACACCUUUUGACAUCGUGGGGGCAGGGGUCGUGUUGGGCAGCAUUUCCAUCAUCACUGCCCAGAACCUCAGUUGUGAGAAGGAACAACAGGUGGAGGAGUGA
Molecule: messenger RNA, 1452 nt
Organism: Castor canadensis (American beaver)
Lineage: Eukaryota; Metazoa; Chordata; Mammalia; Rodentia; Castoridae
Source: RefSeq, a predicted model, not a curated record